AUGGAUUCGCAUAACCAUAAGGAUGCAAGCGAGAUCUCGGGAAGUUCCAGAGGCUUAGGUGAGAUAGAAAGGUCGCAGGAUUCUAGAGGGGGGGUGAGUAGAUAUGGGCGAAGAGAUAGAGAUGUAAUCGGACCGCGAGGUCCAUCUUCGUUCGCCAAUCAUCGAAGAAGCGGAUAUGAGAGAUCUCGGUAUGAGCAUCGAUCUGGCAGAGCCAGAAGAAGAUACCACUCUGAUGGGGUUCCCCCAGGAACUGCACUACUAAGUGAACUGCGGCCAAAGGAUAGCUUAUGGGACAAAGUUGCCAAAGGCUACCAGAAGAUAGAUGCAGAGGUGGCUAGACAAUCGGGUCUAUUUCCUUCUCCAACAAGUGAGGCAACCCGUUUCGAUGAUCCAGAGAAAGAAAAGGCUUUUAUACGUGGGAAACUUGAAGAGUAUCAUUCUGCGAGGGCCAGUAAGUUGAAAUUGCUGGCGCAUAACUCGAUCAAUUCUCGUCGAUUGAUUCUAUCCGGAGUAGAUUUCGAUGAAUUCUCCCAGGAAAAGUUGCAGAAGAUAUUGCAAGGUUUUCUUGCGUCUACAGUAAUACCAGAAAUUGAAGCCAAUGACUAUGAUUUGAGAACACGGAGAGCGGGAGAUUUUAUGGUGAUUGAGGCUACAAAGUCGGUUGUUGCCACGGCCUUACUGGUGCUUAGCGAUGAUGACUCUCUUGCUGAAAUGAACCAUAAAUCCUUUCAUUUACAACGGCCAAAUGAAUAUAUUGCUAGCGAUUUAUUUCUACCAAGUUACUCUGCAGAUGUGGGGGAAUCGAUAGUAGAAACGUCGCAUUUGCUAUGUCUUCGCAAACUUCCUGAAGGUGUCGAUCGUGAGCAGAUACAACAACUUCUUUGCAAGUAUGGUCAGCUUGAUUCUUUGGUGGUUCUACUUGAUAAAAUCACGUAUGAAUCAAAGGGUUCCGCUUUUUUCUCUUACAAGCUUACAAAACUACCUGGAAAGGAACUUUUAGCUAAGUUGAAUGAGGAAUCUAUUGAUUCUAACAAACUUGAAUGCUUCAAGCCAUGCGUCAAUGAAAAAUACGGAUAUUAUCAAUCAAUAGUUUUGGACUCUGUUACCCUUUUGGAUUAUUCACUUCACCAAAAUAAGAAGAUCAGUGUUCAUGGGGAAUCGAAGGUCUUGAAAUUCUUUAACUGCAUGUCACUUGCUGAACUUCUGAAUGAGGUCGAGUGUAAGUUCAUUGAAGAUACAUUCCGCAAAAGAUGUGAAGUAUACGGUACUGUUAAACAAUUUAGACUAAUGAAACCUCAGAACGGAUUCAGCAGAGGGCUUUACGAAAUGAAGCCAGAGUUUGGUAAGUUUUACGUUGAAUUUGAUACAUUAAAGGAGGCUAUAGAGUGUGCUACGAAAUUGUCCGGCAGUAAAUUCCGUGGAAGAGUGGCUUAUGGUACAUAUUAUGAUGAAGAUGACUUUAAAAAGGGAAUACUCUGA
Molecule: messenger RNA, 1479 nt
Organism: Brettanomyces nanus
Lineage: Eukaryota; Fungi; Ascomycota; Pichiomycetes; Pichiales; Pichiaceae
Exons: 1
Coding region: 1-1479 (492 amino acids)
Cellular component (GO): U2AF complex; nuclear speck; commitment complex
Molecular function (GO): pre-mRNA 3'-splice site binding; poly-pyrimidine tract binding
Source: RefSeq, a predicted model, not a curated record